Messenger RNA from Lottia gigantea (owl limpet), 2238 nucleotides. RefSeq lists its product as hypothetical. The coding region runs from base 31 to 2238 and encodes 735 amino acids. Gene Ontology annotation, cellular component: nucleus. Gene Ontology annotation, molecular function: ATP-dependent chromatin remodeler activity; DNA translocase activity; ATP binding. NCBI's taxonomy places the organism in Eukaryota, Metazoa, Mollusca, Gastropoda, Lottiidae. Gene Ontology annotation, biological process: reciprocal meiotic recombination; double-strand break repair via synthesis-dependent strand annealing. The transcript has 20 exons. The record is from RefSeq and is a predicted model, not a curated record.
AGGCGGAGCUGUGCACCAAGUCAAAGGUCUAUGACAAUAAUUAAAAGAAAGACUGAUGAUAAUGAUGAUGAUGAAGAAUACAUACCAGACAAAACAAAGAGACAUAAGAAUGUUGGUAUAUCACCAUAUGAACAACAUCAAUCUCCAUAUCGUAAACCAUUAUCAGAUAUUAUCAACAAAUACUCAGCCAUUGUUACAGACACAUCUUCUCAUGAAGCUAUUAUUAAGAAAAUAUUGUCAAAACCAUUUAAAAUUCCUAUACCAAAUUAUCAAGGUAAGAUAAUUUUAAAUAAAGCGCUUGGUGUUAGAAGACAAGGUACAAGACAAGCUUUACAUGAUCCCUGUGAGAAUGGUGCAUUGAUAUUACAUACCCCACCAGAACUUAGUGCUCAUGAUCAAAUGAAAACUGAUAGUGAGAAAGUACCAGUCCAUGUUGUUGUUGAUCCUUUGUUAUCUGCUGUUCUUAGACCUCACCAAAGGGAGGGUGUGAAAUUUAUGUAUGAUUGUGUGGUUGGUGUACAGAUAGAGAAUAGUUAUGGUUGUAUUAUGGCAGAUGAAAUGGGUCUUGGUAAAACCUUACAGUGUAUUACAUUAGUUUGGACUUUACUGAGACAAAGUCCAGAUUGUAGUCCUACCAUUGAUAAAGGUAUUAUUGUAUCACCUAGCAGUCUUGUAAAGAAUUGGUAUAAUGAGUUUAAUAAAUGGCUACCAGGUAAAGUAAGAUGUCUAGUUAUUGACUCAGGGAGUAAAAGUGAAAUUGAUAAAAACCUAAGUCAAUUUAUGCAGCAGUCUGGUAAAAGAGUACAUCUACCUAUAUUGAUAAUAUCUUAUGAAACAUUUCGUCUACAUUCUCAUGUAUUACAUAAAGGAUCUGUUGGACUUGUUAUAUGUGAUGAGGGACAUAGAUUAAAAAAUUCUGAAAAUCAGACAUAUAAGGCAUUAAAUGAAUUAAAUGCUAAAAGAAGAAUAUUAUUAUCAGGAACUCCUAUACAAAAUGAUCUUUUAGAAUAUUUUAGUUUGGUACAUUUUGUUAAUACUGGCAUUUUAGGAACUGCUCAAGAAUUUAAAAGAAAGUUUGAAACUCCGAUAUUACGUGGUAGAGAUGCUGGUGCUAGUGAUUCUGAUCAUAAAAAAGGAGAAGAAAAACUUCAAGAGUUGGCCACUAUUGUUAAUAAAUGUAUUAUAAGAAGAACGCAGGCAUUAUUAACCAAAUAUCUACCAGUUAAAAUUGAACAAGUCAUCUGUUGUAAAUUAACACCAUUACAAAUGUGUAUUUAUAAGAAGUUUGUAGAGAGUAGAAGUGAAGAGUUAGAAACUAGUGGUAAAAUGUCUGUUAGUAGUUUAUCUUCAAUAACACAACUUAAAAAACUCUGUAAUCAUCCUGACUUAAUAUUCGAUAAAUGUGUAGAAGGUAGUUCUGGAUUUGAAGAUAUGUUAGAGUUAUUUCCCCCUGGAUAUAGUCUCAAAACAGUCAAUCCAUCUUUAUCAGGGAAGUUUAUUGUAUUAGAUACACUAUUAGCUGUAGUAAAAUCAACUAGUAAUGAUAAAGUAGUCUUAGUAUCUAACUAUACUCAGACAUUAGAUCUAUUUGAAAAACUGUGCAGACAGAGAAAUUAUUUGUUUGUAAGAUUAGAUGGAACUAUGACUGUUAAGAAAAGAGCUAAAAUUGUGGAGAGGUUCAACAACCCUUGUAAUCCAGAGUUCAUAUUUAUGUUGAGUAGUAAAGCUGGUGGGUGUGGUUUAAAUUUGAUUGGUGCUAAUAGAUUAGUAAUGUUUGAUCCUGAUUGGAAUCCUGCUAAUGAUGAUCAGGCUAUGGCUAGAUGUUGGAGAGAUGGUCAGAAGAAACAAUGCUUUAUAUAUAGACUAAUUGCAACGGGUACUAUAGAAGAAAAGAUAUUCCAAAGACAAGCACAUAAGAAAGCUUUAAGUAGUUGUGUUAUUGAUAAAGAAGAAGAUGUUGAAAGACAUUUUAGUUUAAAUGAAUUACGUGAUUUGUUCACCCUUAAUGAAAAUACUGUCAGUGAUACACAUGAAAAAUUUAAAUGUCGAAGAUGUGUUAAUAAUAUACAAGUUCGACCUCCAGCACCUGAUACAGACUGUAACUCAGAUCUCUCUCAUUGGAAUCAUUGUGCUGAUAAAAAAGGACUAGUUGAUCUGGCAUUAAAAUCAGCUUGGGAUUCUGCCAUAUCUUUCACAUUUUACCAUCAUUCUCAUGAAGAACAGAGAAAGACUGUAUGA